This is a messenger RNA of Papaver somniferum (opium poppy), 2749 nucleotides long. Its product is annotated as G-type lectin S-receptor-like serine/threonine-protein kinase LECRK4. The transcript has a single exon. The record is from RefSeq and is a predicted model, not a curated record. The coding region runs from base 147 to 2570 and encodes 807 amino acids. NCBI's taxonomy places the organism in Eukaryota, Viridiplantae, Streptophyta, Magnoliopsida, Ranunculales, Papaveraceae. Gene Ontology annotation, biological process: protein phosphorylation; recognition of pollen. Gene Ontology annotation, molecular function: protein serine/threonine kinase activity; ATP binding.
CUUAAAAGAUUAGGAUCUUCAAAAAGGUACAUUUAUUUGGUUUGGCUCCACCAUGAAAGACUUGGGAAGUGUUUUUAGACUCAUCAGUCAACACACGGCAGGGUAGGUUCCAAAUUCCUGUCAUAUCAUUGUUUUUGCACUUAUAAAUGUGGAAGCCUCCUUCUGAAUGCAUAUUCCAACUUGAAAACAUUUCAAAGAUGCGAAUGAGUUCUUUCAGUAUUUUUGUCUUUCUUCUCUUCUCAGCUGCUUUUAGCAUACAAGAAGUAACAGCUCAACAAAGAAACUCUACCAUAAGUUUAAACUCUACCCUUUCCCCUAACACCAACACCUCUUGGUUAUCAAGUUCCGGCAGAUUUGCUUUCGGUUUUUACCAGGAAGGCGAUGGGUUUGCCCUUGGAAUCUGGCUAACCACAAAUCCUGAGAAGACGGUGAUUUGGACAGCAAACCGCGAUAAUCCAAAAGUUUCAAGCAAUGUUGGAUUAAUCUUUACUAGUGGAGGACUCAUCUUGACGCCUGCCCAAGGCGAAAACAUAACCAUCUCUCGCCAUAACAAACUAGCUUCAUCAGCCUCCAUGCAAGAUACAGGCAAUUUCGUUAUCUGUGAUUCCGGCUUAAAGGUCAUUUGGCAGAGUUUUGAAUCCCCAACAGACACUCUUCUUCCAGGCCAACGUCUCUUGCCUGGGAUGGUGAUGUAUUCUAGCGCAUCGGAUGCUGAUCAUUCGAAGGGUAGGUUUCUGCUUAUCAUGCAGACAGAUGCUUAUCUAGUUCAAUACCCAGCAUUAGCGCCUUAUACAAUAACAUAUGGUUACUGGGAUUCCGGACCAGGAAGCGCAGGAACUAAUGCGACUCUGAAUCUAGACAACGACGGGAAAUUGUACUUACGUAAUCUCACUGGUAUUGCGAAGAUUCUAAGUGAAAGCAAAGGAAAUGAGACGAUGUAUCGUAUGACGGUAGAUGUUGAUGGUUUCUUCAGGCUGUACUCACAUCCAUUUACUAGAAAUGAAAACUGGACAGUCGUGUGGGCACCAGAUAAGUACGAUAACUGCGGACCUAAGGGCUUAUGCGGCUCCAACGCCUACUGCACACUCAUGGACCAGAAAGCUUCUUGUCUUUGUCUUCCUGGUUUCCUUUUCGUAGACCCGGAUCAACCAACUCUAGGGUGCGAGAGACAGGUUACCAUCCAAAGUUGCGGCAGCAGCAGGAAAGAAGAAUUUGCGGACAAUAUGUCCACAUUGGAGAAAACAGAUUGGACAGAAAUGGAAAUCAAUACUUAUUCUGUCGCAACAUCUGCAAACGAAGAUGAAUGCAGGGAGGCAUGCCGAGUGGAUUGCAACUGCGAAGCUGCAAUAUUUGACGAUCUUAAAUGCAGAAAACAAAAAAUUCCUUUGAGGUUCGGAAGAACAGCUCUUGACGCCUCCGCAAAAACAACUUUCAUCAAGGUAGCCAACAGCGAACUUACCGUCGAAUCCACAGAAGUCCCAAUCAAAGACAGAAAAAAAGAUGUUCUUAUUCGCGUACUAGUAGCAAUUGUUAGUCUGGUUACGUUCGCGCUUGCCACCCUAGGAAUUUUCAGUUUCCUUCUUUACAAACGUGAAGCUCCGACGUACAACACGAUCUCAGAGCAACCGAGUGAUACUGGAUUGGGCAUGGAGAUGCCUCUAAGAUCAUUUACUUUCGAGGAACUCGAAAAGGCAACAGAUAAUUUCAAGGAAGUAUUAGGAAGGGGAUCUUUCGGAACCGUCUCUAAAGGAAAACUCCCGAAUGCAAGUCAAACAAUCAUUGCCGUCAAGAGAAUAGAGCCGAGGAUGGUAAACGAAGGAGAAAAGGAAUUUCUAGCCGAGAUGAGGGCGAUCAGCAGAACCCAUCACAGAAACUUGGUUCAACUGCUCGGGUACUGCCACGAGGGAACUAACAGGCUUCUGGUAUACGAGUACAUGGUGAAUGGCUCCCUUGCAGACUUCUUAUUCAAAUGCAAAGAACGUCCAUCUUGGAAUGUCAGAGUGGAAAUCGCUCUGAGCGUUGCCAGAGGUAUUCUCUAUUUGCAUGAAGAAUGCAAAAACCAGAUUAUUCACUGUGAUAUAAAGCCUCAGAACAUACUCAUGGAUCAGAACAACUCCCCCAAGAUUGCGGACUUCGGACUGGCUAAACUACUGAAACAAGACCAGACGAAGACGUUCACUGCAAUGAGAGGAACUAGAGGGUACAUUGCACCCGAGUGGUACCGGAACUUCCCUAUUACGGUUAAGGCAGACGUUUACAGUUUUGGGAUUGUGUUGAUGGAGAUUGUUUGCUGUCGAAGAGCCUUGAACAUGGAGCUUGCAGAAGAUGAAAUUGUACUAGUGGAUUGGGUUUUUCAGUGUUUAUAUGGUGGGAAGCUUGAUAAAUUGGUGACUGAUGAUGAGGAAGUGGACAUGAGAAAAUUUGAGAGGAUGGUGAUUGUGGCUUUAUGGAGCAUCCAAGACGAACCAUCUUUACGUCCUUCCAUGAAGAAUGUUGUGUUGAUGUUGGAAGGGACUAUAGAUAUUCCAAAUCCUCCUAAUCCAGAUUCUUCUGCUGCGAGUCCCGUUUAGAGUUCGUUUUCUUUAUGAAAUUUGUUUCCAUUAUUGCAUGUUGCAAAUUAUGAAUAUCGCAAGUCUGUUUUCUUUUACGAAAGGUGGGCUGUCUUUUAACUCCGACGAAAAUGCCCCGAAAAUAAAAAGAAAAAAAAGAGGGCCCAACCGGGUUCGAACCGGUGACCUCUUGAUCUGCA